AUGAAAGUGGACCAGAUGCUGACCAUUGUCCUCUUAAUUCAACAGUCACCACCUCCUCUCUCUCCCUGCCUUAAUUUCAUUAGUUUUCCAACUGAAAACAAGGGUUUUGCAGACACGAUGGAUACGGAGAAGGAGCGAGAUCGCCAUGUUUACAUCGCUAGAAUUGCAGAGCAAGCCGAGAGAUACGACGAGAUGGUUGAAGCAAUGAAAUCCAUUGCAAAACUGGAUGUGGAACUGACUUUGGAGGAAAGAAACUUGUUGUCUGUUGGAUACAAAAAUGUGAUUGGAUCAAGAAGAGUUGCAUGGAGGAUACUAUCAUCUAUUGAGAACAGGGAAGAGGGCAAAGGCCAUGAACAAAAUGUGAAAAAGAUAAAGGAUUACAUGAAGAAAGUGGAAGAUGAACUUGCAGUUAUAUGCAAUGACAUACUUGCAACAAUUGAUCACCAUUUGCUUCCAUCAACAAAAUCUGGAGAAUCUGCUGUCUUCUAUCAUAAAAUGAAGGGUGAUUACUUUCGUUACUUGGCUGAAUUUAAAAUAAGUGGAGAUCAUAAGGAGGUUAAAGAUCAGUCUCUGAAAGCUUAUGAGGCUGCAACAGCUAUUGCUGCAUCUGACCUGGCACCUACUCAUCCAAUUAGACUUGGUUUGGCUUUGAAUUUCUCAGUUUUCUACUAUGAGAUAUUAAACUCCCCUGAAAGGGCAUGCCACAUGGCCAAACAAGCAUUUGAUGAAGCUAUAUCUGAACUUGACAACAUAGAUGAAGAAUCUUACAAGGACAGCACUCUGAUUUUGCAACUGAUUAAGGAUAAUCUCACUCUUUGGACCUCAAAUAUUUCAGAGGAGGGAGGAGCUGGUGAACCUCAAGGGAGAUAAGAAUUAACAUCCGUUUGAGCAAAUAAAGCAACUUUAUGGUUCA
Molecule: messenger RNA, 913 nt
Organism: Lactuca virosa
Lineage: Eukaryota; Viridiplantae; Streptophyta; Magnoliopsida; Asterales; Asteraceae
Source: the annotation of a GenBank genome assembly